This is a messenger RNA of Aspergillus luchuensis, 1593 nucleotides long. Its product is annotated as Zn(II)2Cys6 transcription factor. The transcript is spliced from 4 exons. The coding region runs from base 1 to 1593 and encodes 530 amino acids. The record is from RefSeq and is a predicted model, not a curated record. Lineage: Eukaryota; Fungi; Ascomycota; Eurotiomycetes; Eurotiales; Aspergillaceae. Gene Ontology annotation, biological process: regulation of DNA-templated transcription. Gene Ontology annotation, molecular function: DNA-binding transcription factor activity, RNA polymerase II-specific; zinc ion binding.
AUGGGCAAACCAAGCGGAGGGUGUGGUACGUGUCGUGCGAGGAGAGUCAAAUGCGAUGAAGCUAGACCAGUCUGCGGUCGUUGUAGAAAAGCAAGGCGGACUUGUUCCGGCUAUCGAGACCCGCACUCGGUAUGGUUUAGAGACGAGAGCGAUGCAGUAGCCCGAAGAGUCAAGAGAUCUGCCAAUUUAGACACAGAAUCUUCCUCCACAGAGCCUUCGGUUUUGACGCUAGCAAGACGAAACACCUCCCAGGGAGUAAAUCCUGGACACUACCCUCUGCGGUUCCCCCUAGCGAUAGUUAACUUUGCGUUGGAUCAUACCUUCCAAGCCACAUGCUUUUUCCUGAACACGUACACGUGGUUCAAUGCGUCUAACACGGUGGAAACCUCCUUCAAACAUGGUGCUGGUUCUGCUGAGUCCCUUGGCCAGAAAGCUAUGAUGGCUAGCAUUGCAUCCGUGGGCUUAGCGAAUCUUGCUAGUAUGCAGAGGUCCUCGUCAAUGCGGCUGUCGGCUCGGCGCGAGUACACUAAGGCUCUGCAGCUGACGAACUCAGCUUUAUGCGAUCCGAAAAUGGUUACAGCAGAUACCACGCUAACCGCGAUCGUUUGCUUAUCAUUAUUCGAGAUUAUUGCUUGCCAGAGAAAUGAGAGCCUGCUAUCCUGGACCGAACACUCACAGGGGGUGGCAACUGUCCUUGAACUUCGCGGCAGAGAUCAGCUUCGGCGCGAAGGCGGGUUCUGGAUGUUUCAAGCCCUCCGUAAUGAGGUGCUCCUCGGUUGCCUACAAAAGAAGACGAGACUCCCUUCUGUCCUGAUCGAUAUGUCUGAUCAAGUAGCUACCGACCUGAUGUCGUAUACUCUUCCAACUGACGGAGAUCGACUAGUUAAGGUCAUGGCUAAGUUCGCCGGGGUUCAGGCUGAUGUCAGAGAAGGAAUACUCUCGGACAGCAGUGAGAUUGUGAAGAUGGCCAUGGCCAUAGACUUGGAGCUAGAGCAAUUCGCUAGUAAUGUUUCAGCCAGUUUCACCUACAAGGUAGAGACACAGCCGGGCAGUGUCUCAUCCUGCGAGGACGAGAAGGGCAAUUUCUGCCAUUACCAAGGGACCUAUCAUAUCUAUCAAUCCGUCUGGUCCUGCAAUAUUUGGAACAACUACCGCUACAUCCGAAUCCUCGUUAACGACAUGAUCCUGGACCAUCUGCGAUUGAUGGCAUUGGGUGGCCAUCAAGUGCUAGACUAUGGCCUCUUCAAGGCCCAUUGUAUUCGGAUCCGUGAUCUGAUGAGGCAGCUCGCCACGGACAUCUGUUGCUCUAUUCCUUUCAAGUUCGGAGUUGCUGGCAACGAAAGCAAGAAUGUCUUUGAUUCUCCGCAUACCUAUGCGGGCACAGGGUUCACUUUGCUUCUGCCGUUGACCAUGGCCGCACUUGUUGGCGGAGCUUCAAGCCCGAUGCAUAACUGGGCCAUGAGAUGCUUCAACGUGAUUGGUCGGGAGAUGGGCAUUGGGACCGCUUUAACCAUCAUGACCGUCUUAAGGGAAGAACAGGGUGGGCUACAUUGGAUAGAUGCGAUGGAGUCUGGUGACACCGUUUGGCAAUGA